AUGGCUGAUGAUUAUGAAAAUGACGUUAGAAGUCUCAACAGCAACCAAAGAACAAAAAUAGGGAUUGAUCCUAACAAAGAGAAAAAUAAUAUAAUGUUUCAAUUUUCAAAAUUAACUAAAACCUUAUCCGGUGGUGAAAUAAAACGCACAUCGUCCGAUAUCUGUCGAAUUAACUAUCUCCGAGCUCGGGAGAGUGGGAUAUCAGCGGAGGGUAUUAAACUUUUCAAUAACGUUUAUCCUGGAAAGGAAAUUUCAUCACAAGCGUCCGUUUCUUCACAAACUAAUACUGAAGGAGAUAUACUUGAAGAGCAGUUCCCCAUAAACGUGACAAAUUUGAUGAAUGAAGAUCAAUUAUGGGGCUGUUUCUAUACAUUUCCCGAGUUGUAUUCCGACGUGUAUUCGCCUGUCGUGCGUAUUAGAAAACCCGAAGACGUGCCGGAGAUUGCAGCGGGUGUACUUACACGGGAUUUAGUCGCUGCCUGUCUCAGCUAUAUAAAGCGUACGCCAAUUCUCGGAGAUUUCGUUUUUAUUAAACUAGAUCUAUCUUCAAAGCAAAUUAUAAAUAUCGACGUUCUUCAACAUUAUAAGUACUUGGUAUAUCUGGAUCUGUCAUCAAACUUACUAACUGAACUAUUUGUUUUAUCUCAAUUACCUUAUCUACAGUUUCUCUCUGUAGCGUACAACAGACUUAAUACCGUUUUGGACUACGAAACUCCUCAAUGGUUCUUAACUGAGGUUCAUUACAAAUACAAUUCCGUAACAAAAGUAAGAGACCUAGCUGACUUUUGGUCAAUUACUGUUCUGGAUCUAUCUCAUAAUAAUAUAAAAUAUAUUAGCGGAUUCGAAAAUUUAAGAUAUUUACGUCGUUUAGACCUAUCCUUUAACCAUAUUAAAAGACUUGAAAACUUAAAUCAUCUCAGACUUUUGUGGCUAGAUGUAUCUUACAAUAAUAUUGCAAACUUUGAAUUCAACGAGAAUGCCGGCCUGUGGUCGCUUUUAGAUCUCGAAUAUUUAAACCUCAACGAAAACAAUCUUACUUGUAUGAAAAUAUUUUCAGGAUGUACCAGGUUACGUGAACUCCAUGUCCGUAAUAAUAGACUUGGUGUACUUCUUGAGAUAGCGGUUUACAUGCGUCAGUUGCGACGUCUCACCACACUAGACAUGCGCUCCAACCCCGUAUGCUCGACUCCGGGCUACAAGGAUGUAGUCAUUAGAACAUUUCCUCUUCUACUCUAUAUCGACGCUGAAUGUCUCGACCCUAUUGAACAGCGUACUUCAAAUAUGGAAAUGAACAUGGAUAUAAACACGUUCGCGUCACGUAGAUUACUGCGGUUGCUAUAUAUAGAACAAUUAUCAAAAACUAGCGUUUCUCCAUUCACACCGCCCGCAGACACCACUGAAGUUCCACUUGUGGUUCUUGUUGGUUAUGAAGCUGUUGGUAAAGGAACCCUUGCUAGACGUCUUGCUACAGAAUAUAGCUCGAAUAUUCAAUUGGCAAUACAGCAUACAACAGCGUCUCAUCACUUUGUCGAUCACUAUAUACGCGUAUCAAGAAAAAAAUUUGACGAUAUGAUUCUAAAUGGAGAGUUUUUAACUUACAGUGAAAGGGACGGUGAAUCAUACGGACUAAGUCGUGAAGAAGCUUUCAUAAAAGAUGGAAGAGUUCGACUAGCAACAAUGGAUUUGAUUGGAGCUCUAAUGCUUAAACUUCGUGGUCGACAACCCUACCUCAUUUUAGCAUCACACUCAAACAAAGCAACACUUUCCAGAAGACAGAAAGCACGAAAAGAAGCACGUAUACUGGCCAACGAAAAGAAAAUAUCUAUGAUGCUACCGCAGGAAAUAUCGACCUUGCAAAUGUUAUUAUCUGGACGAAUAAUAGUAACUGGAAUACUUAAUGAAAUUCUCCUCGCAGUACCUGCACCGACUGAACACACGUCAUCUUUAAAUACAUCUGAAUAUCCGUUCAUGACUGAAACUGAAGCAGACCACAAAUCCGUUAAAGCUGCCAACAAAUUAGGAACUAUGAAUAUGAGUUCCUCCUCGUUUAGGAGCUACGGCAAGAAAUCUACACACAGAAGUAGUGAGGUUGGUGGUACGAGCAUAUAUUCGCUAUAUAAAGCACCCAAGGGCACUGCUGAUUAUAUCAGUGAAACAAAUGCUAAAAAGUCUGAAUUUCUGCAGACGCUAAACAAAAUCGAUAAACGAUCUACAAAUAAAAGUGUAGAUUUUACCAAGUACACAUCAUCUACUUGGGAAGGAAUGCCUGCGGUGCAUGGAAGCGUCAAAUCAUCGAAGUCCGUAGCGUUCACAUCUCAAGACGUAGGAUUAGAUGAGCAUUCAGAUGCUUCUGGACUAUUUGUUGAAUCGCCACUAGACAAAGACGAAGUACAUAUGAAAACCGGUCAGUCUAUUAGUACAAAACUGUAUCCGCAUUUAAAUUUUACCAUGGAUGCUCAUGAUUCUGAUAUUUGGCUUGCUUUCCUCAUUGAUGCCGGGGUGCUCCAUGCAAGUGAAAUAGUCAUAGAACCGUCUGAUUCAACAAUUCAUCACGACACCAAGGGUGAUGAGUUAGAGUUUAUAGUAAAACAGAUAGAACAUCAUGAGGUUCCUUCAGAAUCGACUACAACUACCAUAAGAGACGAUUAUGAAGAUAUACACCGCAAAAUCCCUGGCUUGUUCUGGGACACAAUAACAAUGGAUAAUCCUGAAGUUGCAUUCAAAAAAAUGAAGAAGAUAAUCCACAAGAUAAUAAAAACACAACAGAACCUCAAGCCAAUGUUUGAUAUAGAUUUUGCGAAUUUGGAUCAUUACACUACAGUUCAAAACAGGUUAAAUAAUAUAUGUAGACAAAUAGCUCCACAGAAACUUUUUUUGUGA
Molecule: messenger RNA, 2880 nt
Organism: Parnassius mnemosyne (clouded apollo)
Lineage: Eukaryota; Metazoa; Arthropoda; Insecta; Lepidoptera; Papilionidae
Source: the annotation of a GenBank genome assembly